This is a messenger RNA of Alnus glutinosa, 2482 nucleotides long. RefSeq lists its product as uncharacterized. The transcript has 5 exons. Bases 189 to 2039 code for a protein of 616 amino acids. NCBI's taxonomy places the organism in Eukaryota, Viridiplantae, Streptophyta, Magnoliopsida, Fagales, Betulaceae. Gene Ontology annotation, biological process: carbohydrate metabolic process. Gene Ontology annotation, molecular function: hydrolase activity, hydrolyzing O-glycosyl compounds. The record is from RefSeq and is a predicted model, not a curated record.
UGAUUCUUUAUACUGUGAUGAGCUCUCGGGCAGAAUAUUUGCAACCCCAUCCUUCAUGACAAAGUAACAUCUUUUCUUUGUCAUCACAAGGUGCAAUUAAUAUCCUUGAAGCAUCGCCAUUAUAUGCAUCACAUUAAAAACCCAGUCGGGUCUCUUCCUAGUACCCAGAAACAGAUCCUGUUGUUAACAUGGUCAAAGGAGCUUCUAAAUGCCUCUUCUUACUCUUCCUGUCUCUUCUCACUAUCUGCUCUUCUGGAACUCUGGUGGGUUUCUCCUAUCAUGCAGGAAGCACUGCAACUUCAUCAACAGCCAGAACUUUAUCAUUCCUGAAGCAAAACAAGGUCACCCCGUCUCAGAUUCGGGUUUUCGUAGCAGAUCAUAGGGCUUUAACUACUCUGUCUGACUCCGGCGUAAACGUUGAUCUCUACUUAAGUAAAAGCCUACUUGGGAAUUUGGUGAAUUCGAAAACAUCUGUUAUUUCAUGGCUGAAAGCCCAUGUAAUGACCUUUCUCCCGCAUGUGAACAUCAAUAGCAUCAUACUUGCUAGUGGCAAUGACCGUUCAGAACAAAGUGAGCUAUCAAUGCUCUUAUCCACCUUAAAGUCAAUCCAUUCGGUCCUCAGUGCUCUUCAUCUGGAAAGCCAAGUUAGAGUUUCAGUAGCAUUUUCAUUGCCUUUCUUAGAGAAGUUGAAUAGAACACAGGAAAGAGACCUGCAUAGGAUUUUUGGUUUUAUCAUGAAAAUGAAGUCUUACGUCAUGGUUGAAGACAGUAUUGAUGGACAGUUAAGCAUGGGAGAUCAGUUUGUUCAGUCUAUGAUUGAGAGAGCUACCCUUGCCAGCAGUUUUCUUCUUCCUCACAAUGAUGUUCCAAUGGUUCUGACAAUUAAGAGCCCUGCUGUUCCUACUGCAACAGAAGCAGCUCAAUUCAGUGAUGAGGUUUUGAAGUCUCUACAAAACAAAACCCAGAUUACAGGACAGAUAGUUGGGUUAUAUGCUGAAAUAUCAUCCAUGGAAGAUUUUGUGCAGAAAGAGCUCAAAAGGGAAGAGGAACAGAUCUUUCCUUCUUCCCACAGAGAACUCCUAAGCAAAUCCCACCUCAAAGCAAUUUUACAUGACGCUAUCAACCCGCAAACAACAAUCUUUCCCACAACUCCAGACAUCACCCCUCCAGAUAAUCCCACACCACCCAUUAUCACAGUUCCUGCUACUAACCCUGUCACAAUUACGCCAGCAAAUCCUGGUUCCACACCAUUAACAGUUCCCUCCACCCCACCCAUCACAAUACCCUCCAUUAAUCCUGCCAACUCACCAGUACCAAUCACCAAUCCAGUAACAACUCCUACCACAGUCCCUGGGGCACAACCAGUUACUAACCCUGUAACAACUUAUCCAACCCCAACAGGAUCUGUUCCUGUCCCAAACCCGGUGGCGCCUCCUGCAACGACAAAUGCUCCGGCGUUUCCAGGACAAAGCUGGUGUGUGGCCAAGGCUGGAGCUUUGGAGACAGCAAUUCAGGCAGCACUGGACUAUGCAUGUGGAAUGGGAGGUGCAGACUGUUCACAAAUCCAGCAAGGUGGGAGUUGUUACAACCCAAAUACACUUCAAAACCAUGCCUCAUAUGCAUUUAACAGCUAUUAUCAGAAGAAUCCAGCGUCAACUAGCUGUGAUUUUGGAGGGACUGCCACGAUAGUUAAUGCAAAUCCAAGCAUUGGUUCUUGCAUUUACGCAUCAUCAUUAUCACCAACAACAGCAAAUCCAACACCGACACCGACGACGACAACAACAACACCAAUUCCAAUGCCAACAACACCAACACCAACACCAACAACACCAACACCAUCAGGAGCAGGUGUAUUAGGCUAUGGUACUCCACCUUCAGUGUUAAAUUCAAGCGAACCAGCUUCUGGUACUACACCAUUUUUUGAAACCCCUCCUGUUGUCAACACAUCAACAUCCUUUUCAUCUGGUUUGCAUCCCUUUAUUGGCUGCAUCAUUCUGGCAACAUCCUUUGUUACUGGAAAAAUAGUUCUGGACAUGUAGAGCUGCUACUUCUCCAUGCACAUCAAUGCCUCUAGAGAUAAUUGCUUCACUAGCAAGUCAGAGUUUUGGCCGUUCAAGCCGUGUACAGAUCCAUAUUUUGCAGGUAAGAAAUUAGAGGUUAGUUUAACAAAGCAGAACUAUAACACCUACAUUCUGCUAAGUGCUGACAAAUUCACUGGCGUGCAUGAGGUUGCCUGGGAUGCAAAACAUGUUUACUUCUGAAGCUAAAAUUUCUAGUUGAAGCAAAAUCAUAUGUUCGAUAUAUAAUUUUAGCUGCAGUUUCAGGUACUGAAGUUGGAUGGUAUGGUAGGGGUUCAAUGGUUCAUGAUCUUGUACAUAUUUUAGGAGUUGUGGAGAUUGUAGUGCGUGUCGUGAUGAUGACAAAUUGUGUGAUCGAAUUGCUUCAGAAAUUAUCCUAAUCUGAAUUAUUUAGACAGUUUCAA